Molecule: messenger RNA, 2572 nt
Organism: Ochlerotatus camptorhynchus
Lineage: Eukaryota; Metazoa; Arthropoda; Insecta; Diptera; Culicidae
Gene: AcCoAS
Product: acetyl coenzyme A synthase
Exons: 7
Coding region: 297-2303 (668 amino acids)
Molecular function (GO): acetyl-CoA synthetase activity; AMP binding
Source: RefSeq, a predicted model, not a curated record
UCAGUAGUGAGUGAGUGCUGCGAGAGGGAGAAUUAUUGUUGGGAGUUCACAUGCGCGCAGCUGUUUUUACUCGGGUCGCCUGCCUGAACAGUGUGAGAGUGCGAAUUCGUUCGGGGGGAGAAUUCGUAGCGUGGAGCGAAGCAUUAUUCUCCAAACGACCGUGAAUCGAUUAGGAUAGAAAAUUCGUUCGAUCCUGGACCUGCCUUUCGAGGGACAGUAGCAGUGCAGUGUGCGUUUGUAGUGAUUUGUGUUUGAGGCAAAAGUGAAAAUCACCAGUGGAAAUCAAAAGUGACACAAUGCCCUCGGAACCGAAGGUUUUCAACCCGCACCCCGAUGUCGCCUCCAAGGCGUACAUCAACAGCAUGGAGCAGUAUCAGGAGUUUUAUCGUCAGUCCAUCGAAAAUCCGGGUCAAUUUUGGAGCAACGUAGCGAAACAGUUCCACUGGGAAACUCCCUACGAUCCGAAGAAUUUCUUCUCGUAUAAUUUCGACAUCUCGAAGGGUCCAAUCUACGUGAAAUGGAUGGAGGGGGCUUCAACCAAUAUCUGCUAUAAUCUACUGGAUCGGAAUGUUAAGAAUGGCCUGGGCGACACGGUGGCCUAUUACUGGGAAGGCAACCAUCCGGAUGACUUCAGUCGCCUAACGUACCGCAAGCUGCUCGAAGAGGUAUGCCGCUUUGCCAACGUUCUCAAGGCCCACGGCGUCCAGAAGGGCGAUCGCGUAUCCAUCUACAUGCCCAUGACGAUGGAACUGCCGGUGGCGAUGCUGGCCUGCGCCCGGAUCGGUGCCGUCCACUCGAUUGUGUUUGCAGGAUUCUCGUCGGAUUCGCUUGCCGAGCGGAUGCACGAUUGCCAAGCGAAGGUGCUGAUCACCGCCGAUGGGGCGUGGCGAGGAGAGAAGAUCCUCCAUUUGAAGGAUAUCUGCGAUCAGGCGAUAACCAAGGCCGAUGAAAUGGGACACCAUGUGGAUACUUGUAUUGUUGUGGCACACAUCAAUCGGGUUACACCCGGCAAGCCUGAUUGGGAUGGAACGUUUGAUACCCCAUGGACAGAGGAUCGUGACUUCUGGUGGCAUCAGGAGAUGGAAGAAGCCGAAGCGGCUUGCUACCCAGAAUGGAUGGCAGCGGAGGAUCCGCUGUUUAUGUUGUACACCAGUGGUUCGACCGGCAAACCGAAGGGAGUUCUGCAUACAACUGCUGGAUAUCUGAUGUACGCAGCGACGACCUUCAAGAUCGUAUUUGACUACAAACCGCAUGAUGUGUAUUGGUGCACUGCUGAUAUCGGUUGGAUUACCGGUCAUACCUACGUGCUGUAUGGGCCACUGGCGAAUGGAGCUACGUCUGUGAUGUUUGAAGGAACUCCCUUCUUCCCGGAUACGGAUCGCUAUUGGGAGGUUGUAGACAAGUACAAGGUAACGCAGUUCUACACGGCACCAACGGCGCUGCGAUCUCUGAUGAAGUUUGGCGAUGAGCCUGUGAAGAAACACGACCUCUCUUCACUGAGAGUCCUCGGAAGUGUCGGAGAACCGAUCAAUCCGGAAGCGUGGAUGUGGUACUACAAGGUGGUAGGCAAGGAGAAAUGCUCGAUUGUGGACACCUUUUGGCAAACGGAAACCGGAGGUCACGUGAUAACUCCACUCCCGGGAGCAACUCCCAUGAAACCGGGAUCAGCUUCGUUCCCGUUCUUUGGAGUUAAACCAACUCUGCUGGAUGAAAGUGGCAACGAAAUCCACGGUGAAGGAGAAGGUUAUCUGGUUUUCUCGCAACCCUGGCCAGGAAUGAUGCGAACUCUGUACAAUAAUCACCCCCGGUACGAGUCUACGUAUUUCUCAAAGUUUAAUGGAUAUUACUGUACCGGAGAUGGUGCCCGACGGGAUGCGGACGGCUACUACUGGGUCACAGGCCGUGUGGACGAUAUGCUCAACGUUUCCGGUCACCUGAUGUCAACGGCCGAAGUGGAGUCCGUGCUCACUGAACAUUCUCGCGUAUCGGAAGCUGCAGUUGUCUCUCGGCCGCAUCCGGUGAAAGGUGAAUGUCUGUACUGCUUCAUCACUCCGAACCAGAACGAAGCCUUUGACAAGACGCUAAUCAACGAACUGAAGAUUCUGGUCCGGGAACGAAUUGGUCCAUUUGCCCAGCCGGACGUGAUCCAGCAUGCUCCCGGACUACCGAAGACCCGAUCUGGCAAGAUUAUGCGACGAGUUCUGCGGAAGAUUGCCAUCAACGAUCGAGAGAUUGGCGACACUUCGACCCUGGCCGACGAAGCAAUCAUUGAGCAGCUCUUCGCCAACCGACCGGUAGCUUAAGAUUGUUCCUUGUACUAGUGAUCUCAACGGCAGAAAGGUCGGAACGAUUUGGAACUAGUUUAGAGUUUAGAGAGAACCGGUAUCAUACGGGAAUGAUAUCAUGACGUAAACUGACACAACUUAUAUCGGAUAUACUUACCUUAACCAAUCUAUUUUGGCGGGCUUAGCAAUUGGCUAAGUAAGAAAGACUUUAAUGGGAAACUGUAAGAUCUUGCUCGAGAAUGGUGCUAACGACAGUGACAUGCAUGGAAACCAUGAACCGAUUAGAA